AUGUCUCUCCUCGCUCGCUUUGCCCUUGUCGGGCUUUGGGCUUCAGCUGCUUAUGCGCAGCGCGACACUGUCACUGUCACCGAGACAGUUACAGAGUGUGCUGCGUCCUGUUACUCUGUUGUAUCGCAGUGUACCUCGACCGAGUCCAUCGACACAUCCUCCAUCAUCAACCUUCCGACUGAAUCCUCGGUUACCGUGUCUGAGACUUCUCUUAUCGAGACCACCCAGAUUAUCUCCCUUCCCACUGCUUCUGUUACCUCGGCGUCCUCCAAGUUUGCCAACACCAGCGCUACCACUGGCUCUUACACUUCUACCUCUACUGUCUCUGACUUGGAGACUACGAUUACUAUCUCCGAGUCUUCUGGAAUCUCGGUUGGCUCUAGUGCUCUUGCGGGUGAGACUUCUGAGUCUGAGUCUGAGUCCAGUCUGUAUGGAUACUCCACCAGUACUCUGGCCUUGACCGAGGCGACCACUGAGACUUUCACGGAUGUUGAGACUAUACCCACCAUUGUACCGAGUGUCGAUUCCUCUGCUCUUGCAUCUGGAACCACUCAGCUGUCAGAGACAAGUGAGUCCAGCAUUGUCACUCAAGGUACGACCGGACAGUCUUCAGAGUCCGCCCCUCUCAGCACUGAAUCUGUGUCUACUGAGAGUACUACCACCGAUAAAAUCAUUCCUCAGCAGAGCAAAUCCACUCUGAUCGAAAGCACUGGUGUAUCUUCAGCUACUGAGGGAGCCUCCACCGCCACUCUGACAUCGGUUCUCACCAGCCAGGUCACCUUCACCGAGACUAUCUCUACUGUCUACUCCAGCUCCGCUGAGCAAGGUAUUACCUCAGAGGAGAGCACCGAACUCCUGGUUACAUCUUCUCAGAUUGAGGAGUCUAGUAGCCGAACUGAGCAAGGCUCUGAGACGACUGGAGCUGUCACUUCUGAAGUUACUGGUGUUACCCAGUUGACAUCUUCCGUCACUUUGACACGCACCGAGACCGUAUCUGUGUCUGUGUCCGAGUCCACUGCAUCUUCAGAGGGAACCACCGAAAGCUCAAUCUCCGAGUCCUCUAUCACAAACGCCUCUACUGAUUCUGAGACUGCAGUCGAAACUGUUACCUCCAUCGAGACUGUCACAGUAGAGACAUCAUCUUCUCAGACUGAUUCAACUGCUAGUGGUUCAAGCCCCGAGUCUACCAGCGCUGGCGUUUCCACUGGCACAACUGAGGUCGAGGAAUCGACAACCACUACCUGCACAUCGACCAGACACACUCACGUCUAUGAGAACACAACUGUUAUCCAUAGUACUGCUGAUGUGAGUGUCGACUCGUCUGCUCUGGCUGGAUCGCUCACGUCAAUUCUUUCCGAGAGUACUGGUUACACCUCUGAAACUUCAGUCGUGGUUGAGCAAACUACAGCCCCCACCGCAGAGACUGAGACUGGAGUGACUACUGGUGGUACAGUUGCUGGAGCUGAGACAAGCGAUUCAGCUUCUAUUGAGUCAACUGCCUCUCAAUCUACCCCAUCCGCCGCCACGACACCCAUCUCUCUUCCAUUCGAACCAACGUAUCCUCCUCACAAUUAUGACUUUGGUGCUCCGAGCUCCGCAGACAAUGGCUGGCCAACAUUCUCCGUCGACUCGAGCGCUGAUGCUGCAACUGGUUUCUCGUCUUUCACCACUUUCCUCACCACAAGCAAGGCCACUGAUACUGCUUCUGCUUCCACUUCCACCGGUAUCAAGGAGCCUGAUUACGAGCCACCUGCCUAUGAGCCUCCUUCGUACCGUGAGCCUGCAUACGCUCGUAAGCGCUGGGGUUUUGGAUGGUAA
Fusarium poae is the source of this 1818-nucleotide messenger RNA. RefSeq lists its product as uncharacterized. NCBI's taxonomy places the organism in Eukaryota, Fungi, Ascomycota, Sordariomycetes, Hypocreales, Nectriaceae. The coding region runs from base 1 to 1818 and encodes 605 amino acids. The transcript has 2 exons. The record is from RefSeq and is a predicted model, not a curated record.